GACACUAUAUUAGUAACCUAAAAUAAUUUUACUGAAGUUUUCUUGAGAAUAUAUUAUGCCGCUUGGAAAAUUCGGGAAAAUUACAAUUUCGUGGUUAGUGGUGACAGUGACAAGUUUAUCAUUGUUCGUGGUAGCCAAGGACCACAUAAAUGCGCGUCGUCUAGAGAACAUGAGAUCUCGGGAACGUAUGCGCAAGUCCAACGAAGGAGAAUACCCAGACGUGUACAGGUCUCUUUGAGUACAAAUUUUAUUUCAAUUAAGUCACAUAUACAAAUAAUCGAAGAUGGCAGUACCCCAGCUAGACCCUGCUAAGUUGCAGCUGGUGCAAGAGUUGGAGAUUGAGAUGAUGUCGGACAUGUACAACCGACUGGUCACCGCAUGCCACCGUAAAUGCAUACCCGUUAAAUACCAUGAGACAGAGCUUGGGAAGGGCGAGUCUGUCUGCUUAGACCGAUGCGUGGCUAAGUACCUCGAUGUCCACGAGCGCAUCGGCAAGAAGCUAUCCAAUAUGUCUCAGGGCGAAGCAGAAGACCUCACCAAGGUCAAUCCGCUAGAUCCCAAGAAAUAGUACUAGAUAGACAUGGAUGCCACUUAUCUUGAAUCAUACUACAAUAGACAUGUACAUUUGUAAAAGUAACAUUAAAUGUGCCCAAUGAGCAGAGAUAAAAAAUAUAAACAAAAAAUGUUAUGUACCCCUGGAAGUUUUUAUAUAUUUUAUCUUUACUUGUUGAUGUUGUGCUGUUUAGUCACAUGUAAAGGUUGAAUAUUCUGUAAAAUAGUAGUAAUAUAUACCAGACAGGCAUAAACACGCAAUAAUAAUUUGGUUCAUGUAAUUUUGCGAUGUGUCUUUGAUUUGUUAUUGAGUAUUAUAGUGUAGCCAUCACAUUAAAUGACUGUUGCAUUUAUUUUCAGUUGUCUUUAUCAAAUCCAUUUGAACUCUUGCAGAUUUCUCCCUGACGACAGCUCAAUUCUAACAAAUCAGUUCUUAUUACCACUUCACUCGGCGAAAUAUCCCAGCGGCAUUUAAUGUAUACCACGACCUCAAUAAAGACUGUUUAAUAAUAUUCCUAAUACAAUACCGAAUGUCUAGAUUCUAAGCUAGGGUGAUUCAAAAUAUGUAUCAUCCAAUAAAUCUUGCAAAGUGAGACAAAUUCCUUGUUGUACGGGCCAUAAAGACGAAAAUACCAAAUUUCUUGUCUACAAUGGGUCAUUAUUGAUAUUUAGUAAUUUAAUGAUUUUGUUUGAAUGUUAGGAACUUGUUAGAAAUAAAACUAGACAAAUCCAA
Trichoplusia ni (cabbage looper) is the source of this 1285-nucleotide messenger RNA. RefSeq lists its product as uncharacterized. The record is from RefSeq and is a predicted model, not a curated record. Bases 56 to 238 code for a protein of 60 amino acids. The transcript has 4 exons. Lineage: Eukaryota; Metazoa; Arthropoda; Insecta; Lepidoptera; Noctuidae.